UUUGGGUCUUCUCUUGAAUGGGAAAAAAUGCGCUUUGGAAGUGAAAAACGCGUUCACAGCAGUUGCGAAAACUUCACCUCGACCCGGGAAGGAGGAUUUAAACCAACGUUGGUGAAACUGAAGCUUGACCGAGAAAGCCACAACUCGGGCCCUGUCUUGUGGGUGCUGUGAUGUCCUCGCCCGCCAGCCUAUUCAGAAAGCCACACUGCAGGAAGAAGCCCGACCCCAGCUAUACAUUACUGACUACCCGCUACCUGGGGCUCACGUCGUAGGCUACCCUGAGGAACAAAAACAUGGCGGACACUGAUGCCAACUUGGACGACAGAGUGGUGGAAGCAAAUAGCGAGUACCCUCAACAGGAGCAGGUGCCAGUGGUUGACGAAGGAACCAUCUCUCCCGCCAAACGUGCUCGGUUGUGCGACAAGGCACAAGGGCAGGAUUGGAUCUUCGACCCUCCUGUGAUGCAUGGAGAUACACCAGGACAAGCAAACAUGGAGCAGGAUGACCAAAGAGCUCCCCUCCAUGCCGAUGAUGAAGUGACGGUGAAGGCUGCAAGUAUGGACACUCAUGAGGAGCAGUGCCCUCAAAAUGGCAACAGAGGCAAUGAUGCUCAUUCAAAGGAAGAAGAGAUGCAACCAGAAGAGAAGGAUGAAGUGACUGAUGAGGUGUCUGAAGCCCAACACCUUGCCUUCGACUUCUCCCAGACUCCCCAAGUGCUGACUAGCUCCUGGAGUGAAUACUCCAAGUUCCCAGAGAAUUACCUCAAAGGCUGCAAAUGGGCUCCGGAUGGUUCAUGCAUCCUGAGCAACAGUGCAGACAAUGUGCUUCGUGUAUACAACCUCCCUCCUGAGACUUACACCUACAACUGGGAUGUGCUGGCUGAGAUGAGUCCAGUGCUGAGGAUGGCAGAAGGAGACACCAUCUACGACUACUGCUGGUACCCCAAAAUGAACUCGAUGGACCCAGACUCCUGCUUUCUGGCCAGCAGUAGCCGUGACAAUCCGGUCCACAUCUGGGAUGCCUUCUACGGUGAAGUGCGAGCCAGCUUCCGGCCCUACAACCACCUGGAUGAGCUGACGGCCGCCCACUCGCUCUGCUUUUCCCCCGACGGCUCGCAGCUCUAUUGCGGCUUUGACAAAACUGUCCGCGUCUUCUACACGGAUCGACCAGGGCGAGUCUGCGAGGAGCGACCCACCAUAGUGAAGAAGCAGAGCGGCCAAAACGGCAUCAUCUCUUGCAUCGCCUUCAGCCCCUGCCAGUCGCUCUAUGCCUGUGGCUCGUACUCGCGCUGCACGGCCCUCUACUCGUGCCAGGACGGCACCAUGCUGACUUUGCUGCCCGCCCACCACCAUGGGGGGAUAACCCACCUGCUCUUCUCGCCCGACGGCAACUACCUGUACACGGGCGGGCGCAAGGAUCCAGAGAUUCUGUGCUGGGACAUUCGAGAGCCGGGUCAAGUGGUGUUCUCCCUCAAGCGGAACGUGGCGACCAAUCAGCGCAUCUACUUUGACCUCGAUUCGUCGGGAAGGUAUCUGCUGAGUGGGGACACAGAAGGCAUUGUAUCAAUGUGGGACACCAGCGUGACGCCGCCCAGUGGCAGUGAGGAGGUACUCCAGCCUCAGCUCAGGUUCCAGGCCCAUUGGGACUGCACCAACGGAGUCAGCAUCCAUCCCUUCAUGCCGCUCCUUGCCACCUCCAGCGGUCAGCGGCAGUUCCCCUGGCCCAGUGAAAACGAGACUGACUCGUCCUCUGACGACGAGGGCCACGAUACUGCCAUCUCCGCUGCCACUUCACCACAGGCAAGCCGCCAAGACAACGGGCUGUGCCUGUGGUGGGCGGGACCAUGUGGCUCCGCCUCAGAGGAGCAGCGGGAGCAGAGUGUGACGGUAGCGGAUGCCUGAGACGGGCAGAGGUCAACGUUUUGUGCACAACAGCCCGUGCCAAUUAGAAAGCGGGUAUGCGUCCUCCAAUAGGGAUGCACAUGACGACUUUUAUGAGAAACAGAUUAUUUUUUUAUUCAAGUUUUUUGUAUGUAUGUAAAAUGCCAAACAUCUUUUUUGUUCUUAGCAACACCUCAUGUUUCAAGACAUUCUAAACCACAAGUGAACCUUCUUUAUUUUUGUAUGGAAGUCCCGCUACCCUGAGAGGAACAAGCGGUAGUAAACGGAUGGAUGGACGUAAGAACACCACAUACAGUAUGUGUAAGCCCACAGUCUGAAUCCACACACACACUGUACACGGCCAUGUUUGCUGUUUGUGCCCCAUAUUUAGGAGUGUAUCUGUAAGUAAGCACGCUCCCUGAUUGGAAAGGCAUUUUAGCUAAUCAGAAGUCAGAGAAAGGUCCCUUUAAAGAGGCAUUUCACACAUUGACUGGCUUGCUAAUGCAAUAAUCAAAUAAUUACAAACGGUGCACUUGCAGUACAUCUGGUAUCAUGUGAAUAUGGCCUAAAGUUAGAUUUUUGACAAAGUAUGAACUGUUUAUCACAAAAACAGCGCUGAUGUCUUAAAUAUAUGUCAAAGGUGGCGCUGUGACAGCUCUCCUAUGUAUUUACAGUAUAUAUAUAAAAGGCAAAUCUCUUGACAAA
Molecule: messenger RNA, 2585 nt
Organism: Nerophis lumbriciformis (worm pipefish)
Lineage: Eukaryota; Metazoa; Chordata; Actinopteri; Syngnathiformes; Syngnathidae
Gene: wrap53
Product: WD repeat containing, antisense to TP53
Biological process (GO): Cajal body organization
Cellular component (GO): Cajal body
Molecular function (GO): protein binding; RNA binding
Source: RefSeq, a predicted model, not a curated record